Daphnia magna is the source of this 1002-nucleotide messenger RNA. RefSeq names its product ATP-dependent DNA helicase pfh1-like. NCBI's taxonomy places the organism in Eukaryota, Metazoa, Arthropoda, Branchiopoda, Diplostraca, Daphniidae. The transcript has a single exon. Gene Ontology annotation, molecular function: DNA helicase activity. Bases 1 to 1002 code for a protein of 333 amino acids. The record is from RefSeq and is a predicted model, not a curated record. Gene Ontology annotation, biological process: DNA repair; telomere maintenance.
AUGACGGUACAUGCACUAGACGCCAUCGAUAAACUUUUAAAAAAGGUUACGAAAAAGUCAGUCGCUUUCGGUGGCAAAGUUCUGUUGUUGGGAGAAGAUUUUCGUCAGUGCCUUCCUGUCAUUAAACACGGUAACAGCGUAAAAGUUGUUGAAUCUACCAUUAAAAGCAGCGGGACUUGGAGUGAAAUUUUUAAGUUCCGUUUGACUCGGAAUAUGCGAACCGCGGACGAUAGUCUCGAAUUUGCUAACUGGCUCAUUGAACUUGGAAAUUCAGCUCAUUCAAGAACUGCAGGUCUGGGACAAGAUGCGAUAGAGAUACCUCAGGACUUUCUUCUUAAUGAACAUUCAGAAGAGUCAUUGGUGUAUCAUGUUUUUCGUAACCCCGAAAAUCUACUGCAUUCAGAAACAGAAGAACAAAUUAGCAAUCGGGCUAUUUUGUGUCCUAAAAACGACGACUGCUUAAAGAUCAACAAUUACAUCAUAAGACAGAUGCCAGGACACCGACGAAGGUAUGCCAGCAUUAACUCAAUUGAUUCGGAAGACCCAGAGGAAAUUGCAAAUUUCAAAACCGAGUUUCUUGACACCUUAAAGGUAUCAGGGAUACCACCGCAUAUUUUGGAACUAAAAGUGGGUGCAAUAAUCAUCCUUCUUAAAAACAUCGAUUCGCGUCAAGGGCUGUGCAAUGGAACGCGUUUGAUAAUCAAAAGUCUAACGGACAACCUCAUUCAUGCAACCAUAGCAGCAGGAAAAAAUAAAGGCCACAAUGUCUUCAUCCCACGAAUGAAUAUGUCCCCCAGUGACUGCGAUCGUCCGUUCAAGCUCAUAAGAAACCAAUUCCCUGUGCUUUUAGCUUUUGCAAUUACCAUCAAUAAGUCACAAAGACAGACGUUCGACAAAGUUGGUAUCCAUCUUCCUGAACCAGUAUUCAGCCACGGACAAUUAUAUGUAGCAUUUUCCCGUGCCACUUCUCGCGCAGGAGUAAAGGUCCAAUGGAUGGUAUGA